GACAAUUAUUAUCUCUUUACGGCAGUUUUCAGUAGAUGGUAAAACUUCAAACAUAAUUAAGGUUAUUGUUUUUUUUUGCAGUAACCGGUUGGCCACGUAUUGGUAUACGUUUAUACCAAUUUUUAAAUUAUUUAUUAAAGUUUUAUAUUAUAGCACAAUGUUAAUAUUAAAAGCUUUGUUUAUUUUAUCGGCCGCAAGUUUUUGUUUAGCCGGUGAAGAACACGUACACGAAUUGACAGACGAUGACUUUACAGCAAGAUUGGGUGAAUUGGAAACCGCUCUGGUGAUGUUCUAUGCACCAUGGUGUGGACAUUGCAAGCGUUUGAAGCCCGAAUUCGCAAAGGCUGCUGAGACUCUUCAAGGAGAUGAAACACCUAUUGCUCUAGCUAAGGUUGAUUGUACUGAAGGCGGUAUAAAGCACUUGUGGAAAGUUUUCAGUUUCUGGCUAUCCAACUUUGAAAAUAUUCCAGUAAUUCAAGAGGAAGAAAUACAGACGACAAUUUCCGCUGCACCUUCGUUAUCCAUGACUAGAAUCGUUCCAAGCUUAGAAUAUAUAAAUCCGGAUAUUUUUGAAACAAGUACCAUUCGGCAUAUUUCUGAGAAUGAACCUUAUCCUGCUGAAGAGCCUCCUCCACCAGAACCUCAACGUUCUGAGCCUAGUACUUUUUCCGAAGAAGUAGCAAGCUAA
Molecule: messenger RNA, 688 nt
Organism: Ctenocephalides felis (cat flea)
Lineage: Eukaryota; Metazoa; Arthropoda; Insecta; Siphonaptera; Pulicidae
Product: protein disulfide-isomerase A5-like
Exons: 4
Coding region: 158-688 (176 amino acids)
Biological process (GO): response to endoplasmic reticulum stress; protein folding
Cellular component (GO): endoplasmic reticulum
Molecular function (GO): protein disulfide isomerase activity
Source: RefSeq, a predicted model, not a curated record